AUGAACAUGCUCUUCACGUACGCAAAAAUGCUUUCGAAGACGGUAAGAAGAGUGACGGGAAAGGUGCUCCGUAAGGCAGCAUCCCGUUUCUCUGCAGCUACUCGAUAUCUACUCGGCUUCCCUCCGGUCGAGCUACCGAAUGGAACUCAGCAGCUUCUGAGCCCCGAGAGAGCUAACAGCACAAUGCCGAAGAAGUUCGCGAAAGACCGGGUCUCUGCAUCUGGAGAGUUCAAGUGGGAGGCUGGCGGUCAGGAUUUACUGGACGAGACGGACAAGCGAAGCUUGAACGAUUCUGGCUCAAGCACGGAAGACGAGCUGAUCGAAUUGAGUGACGGGGAAGAGCGAUCGGCUUUGAUCUCCUCGCUCAGUACGAGCCGAUAUUCACGUCUCCUCUCGACUUCAGCUAAAUGA
Peronospora matthiolae is the source of this 411-nucleotide messenger RNA. Lineage: Eukaryota; Oomycota; Peronosporomycetes; Peronosporales; Peronosporaceae. The record is from the annotation of a GenBank genome assembly.